Messenger RNA from Microthlaspi erraticum, 876 nucleotides. The record is from the annotation of a GenBank genome assembly. NCBI's taxonomy places the organism in Eukaryota, Viridiplantae, Streptophyta, Magnoliopsida, Brassicales, Brassicaceae.
AUGAAAGAUUUAGGCCGCCUCAAAUACUUUCUUGGCAUUGAAAUCUCUCGAGGUCCAACAGGAAUGUUUCUUUCUCAACGAAAGUAUGCUUUGGACAUUAUCGCUGAAACUGGAAAUCUCGGGUCUCGCCCGGCUGCGACUCCUCUCGAGCAAAAUCAUCAACUUGCCACGGUUGACAGUCCACUUCUCGAUGAUCCUAAGAAGUACCGUCGUCUACUAGGGCGUCUGAUUUAUUUACUCAACAUAAGGCCGGAGCUGUGCUAUUCGGUCCAUUUGCUGUCUCAGUUUAUGCAAGCUCCCAAGUUGGCUCACUGGGAAGCUGCUAUACGUGUUGUCCGUUACCUCAAGGGUUCCCCUGGUCAAGGCAUUUUUCUUCACUCCGAUCCCGAUCUUACUCUUACUGUGUAUUGUGACGCAGAUUAUGAUUCAUGCCCUUUGACUCGUCGUUCCCUUAGUGCUUUUGUUGUUAUGCUUGGAGGCUCUCCGGUGGCUUGGAAAACUAAAAAGCAGGAUACAGUUUCACAUUCUUCCGCUGAAGCAGAGUAUCGUGCCAUGGCCGUUGCUCUUCGCGAGAUAAAAUGGUUCCGCCGUGUUCUGUCUGAUCUUGGAGUCGAUCAGUCUCAACCAACUCGCUUGUUCUGUGACAACAAAGCAGCUAUACAUAUUGCCUCAAACCCUGUCUUCCACGAACGCACCAAACACAUAGAAAAGGAUUGUCAUGCGGUUCGGGAUGCGGUUCAGGAAGGAGUCAUUGUCACUGAUCAUGUCCGUUCUGAAGAGCAACUCGCGGAUAUACUUACUAAGGCACUUGGCCGUGCGCCAUUUGAGUAUUUGCUGUCCAAGUUGGGCGUUCAAAACCUUCACGCUCCAACUUGA